AUGAAUCCCUGGGCGACGAAUUCGCCCGUUCUCGGCGAGCUCGAUUUUUCAUAUCCCAUUCCAAGUCCUCCCACGCUACCGACGGAUGGACAAAUUACGACUGGUCAAAGCAGUGCGCCCCAAUUGUUCUCUCCCUCUCCAGCGCUUCAUAGCCAUGCGUUCCAUCACGCUGAAUCAUUCGACGCUGCCCCACCCGUUCCCACGACUUCCAUGGGCCCGCCAGCCAAGCCAAGAAAGAGAAAGGCUCCGACACUGCGUGCAGACGAUUGGGAGCCAUACGAAGAUCGAAUUUUAGAGCUCCAUAUUACGCAAAACUUACCGCUUCCGAAAGUGAUGAAGAUAAUUGAGGAUGAAACUGGGUUUACCGCUGAGCUACGACAGUAUAGAACAUGUAUAAGUCGGUUGAAAAAAGACAAGAACGUCAAGCCAAAUGAGAUGAAAGCAAUUGUUAGGAAGCGACAGAAAAGGAAGCUUGUAGAAGUCGACAGAGGCGAGCUUAUAUUUGAAGUCAGAGGCCGCAAAGUGGAGCCACAAAAUAUCGACAGAUGGAUGAAGAGACAUCAUCAUCCCGAAGGCUUCUUGUAUGCCCCCAGUCCCGCUGCAUCAACCCCAUCCGAUGUGGGAUGUCGAACGGUCUCCGAACGCGAUUCUCCGGCUCCAAGCCCUGCGUACUCAGCAGGGAUUCCAUGUUUCUCACCAGCAGCCGUUACGUCUGUCGCCCAUAGUCCUCCGAUGCUGUCUCCUGCCCUCUCAAUCUCGAGCAUAGUUCGACCCCAAGACAGCACUUUUGCAGGGCAGAGUCCGGCUAGCACCUAUCAAUAUGGUCCAGGCUCGCCACCAGCCUUUACUCCAGGCUCCCCACCCACUUUGAUCGCAUCCCAACGCCAAUCUACCUCGGCAGAUCCUCAGUAUCGGUAUCUACAAAAAGAGGAACAGGGACUGCGGGAAGAACUGUCCUUCGCCGAAAAUCUGCAUAGGAUGAGCCACCCGAGGGCCUUAGGCGUACUCUCCAGGUUAGGCGAGGUACUAAUACGCCAAGGAAGAUAUAGGUCCGCGGAGGAAGUAGUUCGCAGAUUGGUGGAAGGUCGCCGAGUUACAAAUGGAGACAAUGAAGUCAGCACACUUGCUGCUUUAAAUCUCCUUGGAGACGUUCUACGUUAUCAAGGACUCUACGCUAAAGCGGAGAAAUUGCACCGACGAACAUUCGAGUCUAGGAAGGCCAUACUGGGAGACGAGCAUCCAGACACGCUGAUUAGCAUGGGUAACCUAGCGGCGACGUAUGGGAAACAAGGGCGGUUAAAGGAGGCCGAAGAGCUAGAGGUGCAAGUAUUGGAGACGAAAAAGAGGGUGCUUGGGGACGAGCAUCCAAAAACGCUGACUAGCAUGUGUAACCUAGCGGCGACGGUGCUUGGGGACGAGCAUCCAGAAACGCUGGCUAGCAUGGGUAACCUGGCGUCAACAUACUGGAGUCAACAGCGGUGGAAGGAGGCUAAAGAGCUAGAGGUGCAAGUAAUGGAGGCACUAAAGAGGGUGCUUGGGGUGGAGCAUCCAGACACCCUGAUUAGCAUGGCUAACCUGGCCUGUACGUGGAAGUCCGUAGGCCAAAAUAAGGAGGCUGUCUCACUUAUGGAAGAUUGUCUCGAGCUACAGCGGAAGCGCCUUGGCCCUCGACAUCCAGACACAGAAGCUUCGCUUUAUUGGCUAAACAAGUGGCAAGCGGAUGAUCUUGCGCUAGAUACUUGA
This is a messenger RNA of Mytilinidion resinicola, 1743 nucleotides long. RefSeq names its product TPR-like protein. Gene Ontology annotation, molecular function: protein binding. The record is from RefSeq and is a predicted model, not a curated record. Lineage: Eukaryota; Fungi; Ascomycota; Dothideomycetes; Mytilinidiales; Mytilinidiaceae. The transcript has 5 exons. The coding region runs from base 1 to 1743 and encodes 580 amino acids.